Puccinia triticina is the source of this 198-nucleotide messenger RNA. RefSeq lists its product as uncharacterized. The transcript has a single exon. NCBI's taxonomy places the organism in Eukaryota, Fungi, Basidiomycota, Pucciniomycetes, Pucciniales, Pucciniaceae. The coding region runs from base 1 to 198 and encodes 65 amino acids. The record is from RefSeq and is a predicted model, not a curated record.
AUGUCCCUGUCAAAUGUCCCGACAAAGUCCCUUUCAAAUGUCCCGACAAAACCCGCCGCGCUUCCCAACGUACCGGACCGCCAUCACUCUCUCCCAAUAGCCACACCGCCCCAAACCCCAACAAUCCACCUGUUUGACCAACAUCCACUUUUCCUACCCGCCGACCCAAUCCCGGAUCUCACCCCGGAGCCGCAUUAA